Messenger RNA from Naegleria fowleri, 657 nucleotides. RefSeq lists its product as uncharacterized. Bases 1 to 657 code for a protein of 218 amino acids. The transcript is spliced from 2 exons. Gene Ontology annotation, molecular function: guanyl-nucleotide exchange factor activity. The record is from RefSeq and is a predicted model, not a curated record. Lineage: Eukaryota; Heterolobosea; Eutetramitea; Acrasida; Naegleriidae.
AUGACAUCAUCAAAAACCAUCUUGGACUCGUUGAUCGUAGCCGAACGUAAAUUUGUGGAGAAUGAUUUAAAUACUCUCGUAGAGAAAUAUUUAAUUCCACUUUCGGAUGAAGAUUCAUCACCUCUCGUGGCGUCCACAGCAACAACAACAUCAGCAACAUCGGAAACGUCUCACAAUCAUCAUGCCGAAGAAAAUUAUCUUCACAAUGUGUCCAGCAGUUUAACAAUCAUUAAAAAUUUACACAAGUUCACCUUGUCGAGAUUGGAGAAAUCAGAUUUGGAUCCUAAUACAUUGGGUGCUCUAUUUUCAACAGUGACCUCCCAAUUACUUGCUCCAUACAAACAAUAUUACACAUCAGUUCCAAAAAUUAUGAACUAUUUGCAAAAAGAAAAGGAGCAUAAUGAAAGUUUUAAAAAUUGGUUGAGCCAAAAUGAUGAGGCCACACUCAAUCGUUUGUUGGUGGAAGCACCACAACAACAUUUGAACUUUUAUUCACAACAACUGAAUGAAUAUUUAAAGACUACAAAUGUUUCACAAGAAGAAAGGGCUCAUGUUGAGAGCAGUUUGGAUUAUUUAAAAAAAACAAUGGAAGCCAUUGUUAAGGCACAACAUGAGAAACAUCAUACACCUAUUCGUCGCCUCUCUGAGAAGCAAUAA